UUCGCCCUCGGACACAACGUCAGCGCAGUAAAAUGAGGCAGUGGGCUUGUAAAGGCGUGUCCCCUGUUUUGCGGGGUAAACGUGUAAAAUUGGAAAUCUAGUCCGUUUGGUCUCGGGUGAAGUUUGUUUCCAACACUAACGAUGCUGCGUCAUGGACGUCACAGUAAGGAAGAGGAUCUGUCCAUGAGACAUUGAACUGUCAGCUAUAUCAAAGGACCAACUCAUGAACAACAAUAAUUAAAAACCUACUUGUGAGCUGCAUUUUAAACAUCCAUAAAAUGGCCCACAGCACAUCUGAGAUGGAGUGGCAUCAAGUGAGUUAUGACAACUGGACAGAAUCUCAUGUGAGCUCCUGGUUGAAAUCCAUUGGAAUAAAAGAAAUGUACAUAACAAAGCUGAAAGAAGAGGAGGUCACUGGACCAGUCCUCACAACUCUUCAGAGAGAAUAUCUCAGCAAUACCAUUGGAAUGAAAGGUGGCCAAAUUGAGCAUCUACUUAAGAAAAGAGAUGAUCUUAUAAAUCCAGAACAGCUCAAAAGAAAGAAUAAGAAGGACUCCAGUAGUAAUGGAAAAGAUGAAAAAGAAGAAAGUAUCUUAGAUUCAGUACAAGAACCAAAACUUUGCUCACCAGAACCAGAGCAGAACAAAGAUAUGGACAGAGCAGAGCAGCUAAGUAUCACUAACUCAUUUAGUGAGAACGUAUCUUUCUGUGACUUUCGCAAAUUUGAUCAGAUUGAGAAGGACUGCAGGUAUGUGAAGCACAAUGUGCUUCCUCCAGAGACAGGAAUUGAAAACUUGAUUGUUCCCUGUCAUGAAUAUAAGUCGCUUGAGGUUGCACACAAACUAGACUCAAAAAGACUUCAAGCAAAAGUGGCAAAUGAAGUAUUAAGAUUUGCAUGUGCAUGCAUGAAUAUGAGAAGCAAUGGAACAAUUCAUUUUGGCAUCAUGGACAAAGUCAGAGGCACUCACAAGCACGGGGAAAUCAUAGGGAUACCUGUCAAAAAUCAGGAAGAUUUUGUGGAUGCACUGGAUUACAUUGAAAGAUGCUUCAAAGGAUCAAAUCAACAAAACGAUGCCAGGGCUUGCAUAAGGAACCCCCGAUUUAUUGAGGUUCUUGACAAGGAAGCUACGGAGAAGAAUUGGGUUGUUGAAUAUGAUGUUGUUCCAAAAGCAAGCAUUGUCAAAGAUAAACUUUUUUAUGUUGGUGUCCCAAAUUUCUUUGAGAAGGACAAGAAAGUCAAAUGUGAAGAGCAGGUUCCCUAUUACAGAGUAGGAGCCAACACAAAGAAAAUACCUGCAGAUGACCCAGUUCAUUUAGUUCAAUUCAUUCGAGGACUGACAGAGAAAGACCAACAGAGAGAGGAGGCAGAAUCAUCAACCACUGAAACAGCUCUGGACUUCAAAGAAGAUCAAAAGAGGAAACUUUCCAUCCUCCUAACGCGUGGUAAAAAACGCAUGGAUGACUCUUUGUUUUACAUAGUUGUCACAAACAAAAUUCAGCCUGAGCAUCUUGACUGCUUAAGCUUCUUGGUUAAUAUGAAUCUUUUCUGUGUCUUUGAUUUUGACCCUGAUUCUGAGGCAUCUGGACUUUAUGGUAAAUGUAAAAAUCUGAAGCCUGUAACCCCCCACUUUUUUAAGGACUAUGAAAACAACAAAAGAUUGGAAAAUGCUGAUUUCAUAAAAUCUUUGCAUCUCAAUGACCGAGUAAGUUGGAUUUUCUGCAACGGAAGAAACAACUUCCCUGGUGACGAAGUUCCCUAUGAUGAGAAAACCUGGAUCAAAAUAAGGAAAAAGAAGAUGAAAAAAGCAGUGUCACUCAUCUGCAACGACAUCCUCCCAAGGAAUUCAUUUGUGGUCCUUUUCCUGCUCAUGUCAGAUGUUGGGCAGCCGCUUGUGGAGACGUUUCACGAGUUCUUUGCAGAAAUGAAUGGACAUGAUUGUUUGACAGUCAUAUCAGAGUCAAAGGAAAACUACAAAAAAUGGUCAAGUCUUGCACAAGUGUCUUGUCCCAUAUCUGCACUGAAUGAAAUCAGUAUCAUUGACAUGCCUCUAAGUCACGUGGAUGCCACCAUUCAAAGCAUUCAGCUAACAAAGAACCAACCAGCAAGGAAACUACCAGUCUCAAACGGAGGUCUGUGCUUCCUAAAGUCUGUUGAAGAGGCUUCGCUAGAUUCUUUGGAAACCAUCAGUGUUGAUCAGUGUGAUGAUACAGACCUGAACAUCAUGAGCGAGGAGGAAAUUCAGCAAACCGAGCUUUACUUCUAUAGAGGAGGAAAGAUAGACUGGAUCAACUUCUGGCUUGCUGACAAGCAUAAGUGUGGACGGAUCAUUGAGCGAGAUGCCUACAAAGAAGCAAGCGAAAUCCUGGACAGUGUGGUUCAUCGCAAAGUCACACGCCCCAUAGAAAGUGUGAACAUAUACCAUCAACCAGGCAGUGGUGGAAGUACAGUGGCACGGCAGAUCCUCUGGCACUGGAAGAAAAAAGUGAGAUGUGCAGUUGUAAAACCGUGUAAGGAAGCCACAAAUGUGUGUGAGCAUGUUGUUAAACUGAGGGAACACAGUGAGAAGGACAAGAACAGCUGUCAACCAGUGCUCCUGCUGUUGGAGGACCAAAAUCCAGAUUACAUUGACGAUCUGAGACGACAUCUUGGAAAUGCCAUUGCAACCAAAAAGAUAAGUUCCUCUGUUUUGUGCUUUAUACUGCUCAUCUGCAAUAGAUCAAAUGAUCCAGAAAAAAUGACCAGAGCAUCCCCAUCUCAAACAGUGGCAAUCACACACAAACUGUCUGAUGACGAAAAGCCUUUGUUCAUAGACAAGGCCAGGCAACUCCAACUGCAGUUUGAAUCGGAUUUCAUCCUCACGUUUGUUCUGAUGACUAAUGAGUUCGAGCAAAAAUACAUUAAGAGUUUUGUGAAAAAUGUUCUAGAUAAAAUCGAUAAUUCAAGACCCGUCAUUUCUCUCAUCAGAUUCGUGGCUCUCUUGAACUGCUAUGUGAAGGAUUCAUACAUAUCCGUGUCACACUGCGAGGCAUUUCUUGGCGUUGCUCUCCAUGUGGUUGGAGCUCGGUACCACGCCUUUGUGGAUCAACUCGGUGAUGAUGCUAAGCUACUUUUCAUCCACCUAAGAGAAAGAACAACACACAUCCAGUCGAUUCGGAUCAUUCGUCCAGAGGUGGCAAAAGAAAUCCUGAGUCAGCUCUCUGCAGAUUUGCCUCAAAGUGUUAUUGCCAUGAAUCUCAUCAGAAAUGAAAUUCUGAUGAACCACAGGUUCGACCGACAUGAGUACCUAAACAUCAUUAAAGCUCUUUUCAUUAGACGCAACAAAAAAAGCAGAGGAGAUCCCGUAGACACAGCUUUUUCACCCCUUAUUGAGCAUGUCAUCACUGAAAAAGGAGACGUCCAGAAAGCUGUCGAUCUGAUGAACACAGCGUACAUGGCUUUGGGGCAAGAUGCCUAUGUGGCACAACAACUUGCCCGACUGCUUUACACAUAUGAAAGAUUUGAGAAGGCCCUUGAGUGGGCAGAGAAAGCAAAAUCUCUCGCUCCACAUGAUACAUUUAUCCUCGACACACUGGGGCAAGUGUACAAGCGGUGGUUUUAUCACUUGUAUGACAACCUUGAAGAAAAAGAACCAUCUUCUGAACGGGCUGUUGAAAUCAUAAGCAUUGCACUCAAAGGAAUUUCUGCCUUUCGUGCAUCUGAAAAGACACCAAAGAAGGAAACUGUCAGCCUCAACAGUUCAUACUAUGGAGAGGUGGAUGUUGGUUGCAGGCUGCUACAUUUUCUGUCCAGAGUGGAUGUUUUUUCACACACAACUGGAUAUUCAGAGUUGAUGAAGUACCUGUUAACAGACCACAUACCAGAAGAGGUCAACCAACCCUGGCAGAAGUUUCAUCAGCAGCUCAAAUGGCUGGAAAGGAGUCUGAGGCAAGCACUUGAGUGCAUUUCUGAAGAUCUGAGCUACUUUCAAACAGACAUUAGUGAAGAAGAAGAGGAACUUGAUGCAAGAGAUCCUGAACAAGUAUACAAUCCAAGAGAAUGGUUAACGAGAAAGAGUGCUGUAUAUGCUGGAUUUUUUUGCAGCACACCAGAAGAGAGUGAAGCAGCAGCUGAAAGCAGCAGCAUUGCUCCAGCUGAAAAGCUUUCUCCAUUUCAAAGGCAGAUGCAGACCUACAAGCUUGGUGGAGGAAAUGUUACAGCCAUCCUCUCAUUACUCUAUGACAAGAAAUCUCAAAGGGCAGGGAACAAGCUGGAAAUAAUUAUGGCCAUAUACCCAGAAAACCUGACAUGGAAAGAUCUUGACCAAACAGAACUCACAAACUUCAUCUUUUGCCAGAUUGCUCUCAACUGUAUUUUACCUGGUUCCUCAAAGCUACUGUCCCUUCAAAACCUGCAAGGUCUCAGCAAGAGGUUCAUGACCAAAGGGAAAAACAUGUCAUCAGCAAGUGCUCUCUUCCUUCUCUCUCUUCUGUUUUGGCCAGAACAAAGCGAUGACCUCAGUGCUUCCGACACUCAGAUCCUUUUAUCUGCCAUUGAUGCCCUUCAGAGACUUUGUGAGCAAAAAGUCCAACACAUGGCUCAAAGGAAAAGCAGAAUUGUGACACACUUCUUUCUGGCAAAAGGAAGAGGUCUCAACAAGAUUGUCCACAGAAGUGCUAUUGAAAAGCAUAUUAAAGGCACUCUGAGCGAAAGAAAACUGAAGUGGCUCGGAGGGGAAGUCUGGAAAAGCAAGGAAGUUGUGCAGCAACUGAAACGGGUUGAGGGAUGGACAGAAAAUGAAAACCUGUAUGUAAAAUGUGGACAGAAGGACAAGAAGAUUAGGAUCAUUCCUCGUUAUUCUGCCUCCCUGCCACAUGGAAAUGAAAAGGUCACAUUUUACUUGGGUUUUUCGUUUGAUGGUGUGGUUGCCUUGGACAUUCAGGUGAUGGAAUAAUAGUCCAAGUAUAAACCUUCAAUCAUUAAAUCUGGACAUGACAUGAUCUAAAGAAAGUUGGACAUUUGUUUCACAUUUAUUUUCUAAUAGUCUUUUUUUUUCUGUUUUUGCAUACUUAAUUUUUUCUUCUUUUAAUGAAGUUAAAAUAACCAAAAAAGUUAUAUUUGAUGUUUUGACCUUUUCUCCUGGCAUUUAUCUGUAAAAUAAUAUUUUUAAUCUAUAUUUUGGAUUUGUUUUGACAAAGAUAAAAAGUGAACAGUUGUGAAUUAUUUGAGAAUCAUGUUGUGAUAAAAAGUCAUACUGAUAUUUGUAAAUAAUAAAAAGCAUGUACACAUUAGCAAUGAUAUUUUUAGACACUUCUGAGACAGAAUUGUGCAGAAAGUCUGAAGAUUUUGUGACCUUUAUAUUUUCUUUUUUUUAUUAUUACAUCCAGAAAUCAGGAAAAAAAUUGUUUAAAUGUUUUUAAUGUUUUGAAUAAAGAAAACAUAAGUGGAAACAA
Molecule: messenger RNA, 5430 nt
Organism: Melanotaenia boesemani (Boeseman's rainbowfish)
Lineage: Eukaryota; Metazoa; Chordata; Actinopteri; Atheriniformes; Melanotaeniidae
Product: sterile alpha motif domain-containing protein 9-like
Exons: 5
Coding region: 279-4931 (1550 amino acids)
Cellular component (GO): cytoplasm
Molecular function (GO): protein binding
Source: RefSeq, a predicted model, not a curated record